Messenger RNA from Betta splendens (Siamese fighting fish), 1716 nucleotides. It is a transcript of the gene cd9a, whose product is annotated as CD9 molecule a. The coding region runs from base 345 to 1025 and encodes 226 amino acids. Lineage: Eukaryota; Metazoa; Chordata; Actinopteri; Anabantiformes; Osphronemidae. The transcript is spliced from 8 exons. The record is from RefSeq and is a predicted model, not a curated record. Gene Ontology annotation, cellular component: membrane.
CACUGUCCUCUUUGUUUAGUUUAAUUCAUUUUAACAGGAGGAUCACAUCAGAAUCUUGCUCAAGAUUCAAAAAAUGCUGCCAGGCAGGAAUUUCACAAGAGCCUUUGGGUCAGCGUGCCUGAACACAAUCCCAUAUUCCCACGCCAACCUCCUAGGCGGCGUCUGCAGGAAGGAACCUGCUCCUCACGCAGGAGGAUCCUCAGUUCCUGCCGCUUUUUGCCACUCCCUGCUGCGGUCAGGUGACUCCAGGUAGAAAAACUCUCGCUCUCCUCCACCUUUUUGUGGCGCUGACCCCAUUAGGUUUUCGCUUUCUCCUCGUGGAAGGUUGACUAUCCUGCGUCAGCAUGGCCAACGGUGGAGUCACUGUCGCAAGACAAGUGAUGAUGAUCUUCAACUUUAUCUAUGCACUUGCAGGCGUCUGUGUUCUUGCUGUGGGCCUGUGGCUGAGGUUAGACCCAAAGACCAGAGUCCUGUUCGAAGGAUCAGGUUCACCAUAUGUGUUUUACACAGGUGUUUAUAUCCUAAUAGGAGCGGGAGCCCUGAUAAUUGUGGUGGGUUUUCUGGGAUGCUGUGGGGCCAUCAAGGAGUCUCCCUGUAUGCUGGGAAUGUUCUUCUUCUUCCUGCUUAUCUUAUUUGCCAUUGAAGUUGCAGCUGGAAUAUGGGGGUUUUCCAACCAAGGCAAGGUGGUGAACGACGUCACAACAUUUUACAUGCAGACAUACAACAACUACAAAUCAACCGGAGACGAGCUCCUGAAGGAGACACUGCGGCUGAUUCAAACCGCGCUCAAGUGUUGCGGUCCAACUGGUACUGUGGUUGAUACUGCCAAGGACACCUGUCCGCAGGGAGACCCACUGGAGGAGCUCAUUACUAAGAGCUGUCCUGAUGCUAUUGAUGAGCUGAUCGAGUCCAAACUACCCAUCGUAGGAGGAAUGGGCAUCAUCAUCGGAAUUGUAAUGAUGUUCGGGAUGAUCUUUAGCAUGCUUCUGUGCUGCGCCAUCAGAAAAUCCCGUGAGGUGGUGUGACGCCCACUGUCACGCCAGUCUUUUAGUGUUGCAUGAUGUCAUUUCCAGGGUCACAUGACUCUCCACUGCCAAUAGAAACACUGCUUGUUUAAGGGUGACCACCUAAGCCAGACUGGGUGCAGAUACGUCUGACUCUCCCACUGUGUCAGCUGUAACUGUACUGUCCACACUUAGGCCCAUCUCCCUGAACUACAGUAGGUAGGAGCAAUGUGGUUUACUAGGCCCAGUUAUAGAAUGGGUGUCAUCUGUGCUUCAGUGGCGGUGUAAUACAGAAAUGUGUAAACCUGUGGUCAUUUGAUUGAAAUUGGUGUUUGUGAACUGCUAAUUACUGAACAAAAGACGAUCUUAUUGCAUCCUGAUCACAUUUCUAUAUCGCUGGAGUCACCUACUGGCAAAAACACCAGGCCUAAAAGGCAACCAUCACUUGAGCACAAUACAGCUUUAUCCAAUGAAAUCCUCCAAUCCCACCGUAUCGCUGAGCUGUGAACUGCCAUGAAUGUGGUUUUCUCUGCUUAGCAUUCUGUUCCUUCAUUAUAGUGACAUGAGAUUCGUUCUAUUCUGUUUUUUAACUUUCCCCCAUUUUAAACACUUAUUUUGUUUUUUACAUUUUGUAAAUGUCUUAUUUGUAAAAACAAUUCUAAUGUUAUAUAGUCUGGUCUGUGGGGUUUGAUUAUGUAUUUUAUAAUGUGCU